Molecule: messenger RNA, 2268 nt
Organism: Ogataea angusta
Lineage: Eukaryota; Fungi; Ascomycota; Pichiomycetes; Pichiales; Pichiaceae
Exons: 1
Coding region: 1-2268 (755 amino acids)
Biological process (GO): N-terminal peptidyl-methionine acetylation
Cellular component (GO): NatB complex; cytoplasm
Molecular function (GO): protein binding; protein-N-terminal amino-acid acetyltransferase activity
Source: RefSeq, a predicted model, not a curated record
AUGUACAAAGAUUCGGCGGUUGAGAACGCUGUGCGGGCGGGGAAUUUGCGCAACGCUUUGGUUCUGGUUUCCAAGAAAAUCAAGGAGCAUCCCAAUAGCUCGUAUUUCUAUGCUCUAGAGGCCGAGAUCCUGGCGCUGUCGGGGAGAAGACACGAAGCUGAGUCUAAGGCUAACCAGCUGUUGGACAAACUCCCAAGCGAUCCGGACGCUUUGAAACUUCUCGCAAACGUUUAUGAUCUUUGUGAGGUCGAACGGGAUGUCUUUGACAAGGUUUGCAAAAAAUACCCUUCUGUGGAUCUGGUGUACGAGUAUUUCACUUUUAGUGUCGCUAGAGGCGAUAUUUUGGGCAUGCAAAAAGCUUCUAUGCUUUUGACAAGAGCCGUUGCAACGGCAAAGCAGUCUGUGGAUACUCAGCUAUUCAAAUUCUGGGCUGCAACAUGUCUGAUGCUCGCGUGUCGCUGCUGUAGCUUGGCUCCUUCGGUGCAAAAGCUGUAUCCGCAAUUGGGCGUCAGAUUGAUGGAGCAGGUAGGACUUCCAACAGCACAGCACGUUUAUGUCUACGUUCGUCUGCUUCAGCUUGCUGGUAGGGAGGAUGAUAGCUUAAGGUUCAUGGAGAACUUUCUUGCCAAAGAGAACGACUUGGAGCUCAAGAUUAUUUACUUAGAAACUUUGGACAAAAUGGACGAGUCGGAAGAGCUUUUUAGAGUUUGCCAGAACUACUUGACUCGCCUCAAUGAGGACGACUGGGACACAUGGAAACUGCUCAUCAAAGCCGCCAAAGCAACCAAAAAGCUUGACAGAUGCAGAGAGCUAAUUGCGUCCUACUCUUCUCGUAACACCGGACUUGCUGCUAUUGAGCUUGGUGAGCCUGAUGCAAUUCAGCAAUAUUUUCAUGAUUACGGGACGAAGCUUUGCUGCUUCACUGAUCUGAAGCCGUAUGUUAAGAAAGGCGUUUCUAACGAGGCAUUUUUGAAGAGCAGCUAUGAUACAAUUGUGAGUCUGAAAGAGCCGACACUUGAUCAGCUGAUUAUUGCGGUCAACUACAUGAAGUUCAAGGCGCUGGAUGCUAGAGACAAACAGUUAGUCACCGACUGCUGUAUGCUGUACAACAAAACGAAGUUCCACCUCAACCGCCUCGAAAAGUUCGAUUAUUUUCCUGGCUACGAGUUCCUAAUUCUCGCUAUCGAGGCGUUGAUAGAGCACUCGAGCUUUGACUUGGAACUGGUCUAUUCGUUGAUUGUGAUUCUCGAAGAAGCUUUGGUCAAAAACAAAUACGAGUUCCAUUUGAAGCUCUGGCUGAUCAGAUUGUACACAAUUGCUAAUCUCCAGCCUGCUGCAGACGAGCUUUAUAGGUCUCUUAAGAUCAAGUUCGUUCAGCACGACACACUGUCCUAUCUCAUUGGCACAAGACGGUCAAUCGGAGCAGGCCCCUUGGUGGAGGUGGCCAGGUUCUACACCCAAAACGUCCACAGGGAGAUACCUCACAUGAUAAUCAGCGGGUUCCAGAGCACGGCGAUGAACAAAAUUCAAGGUUUUAUGGAGUUCUACAACAGGCUCAUCACUUCCUUUGCCAAAAUAUCUACUGCUGUGGAGCUGAUCAGAACAUACAGGCUCAAAGACGACCAAAAGAGCGUGGAUGAACAGGUCUCUGUGCUGCGGAGUCUUCGUGCUCGAGAAAUUAGCGACAAUAGAGAUUUCAAAACGUUCUGGGACUGCGGCGUUCAUGAGCGUGUUGCGGAGGUGGACAGCAAGUUGCCGCCAUACUAUUCUAUUGCUCACUUGCGGCUUUUGAUGCUCAGAGAGCUCCUCGUCUACGACCCUGAGUCGCGCAAAACGGAGGAAAGAAAGAAGGAGUUGCUGGAGCUUCAUGCCAAAGUGCAGCUGUACGACAUCGAAAAGUGGAGCUUCUCGGUCUUAUUUCAGCAUUUUGACGGCACGGAACCGCUUCCUCUGCCUCCAAAGCCGGAUACAAUGCUUUCAUCGGAGUUCAACUACUACCAUGCCGUGGUGGUGGACACUUACAAGCAGAUCGCAUAUCUAAAAGGAAACACCAGGCAUUUAAAGUCAAUCUUGACGACCCUUCGCAACGAAAACAGAGAGUACAAAUCGAUGGCCAGAAAACAACUUGAGGAUGUGAGAAAAAAGGUCAAGGUGUUCUUGAAAAAUAAUUUCAAAGAGCUCGACAUCAGUGACAACUCCAUCAGCACGUCCUUCGCUAAAAUGAGGCAGGAUCUAGAUAGCUCGAUCGCAUAUUUGCAGGGACUAUAG